Messenger RNA from Anopheles coluzzii, 1710 nucleotides. Its product is annotated as quinone oxidoreductase-like protein 2. The coding region runs from base 168 to 1412 and encodes 414 amino acids. Gene Ontology annotation, cellular component: mitochondrion. The transcript is spliced from 3 exons. The record is from RefSeq and is a predicted model, not a curated record. NCBI's taxonomy places the organism in Eukaryota, Metazoa, Arthropoda, Insecta, Diptera, Culicidae. Gene Ontology annotation, molecular function: oxidoreductase activity.
ACCGAACGUGGCCCAAAAUGUCCCAAAUUCAAAAUUAUGAUCCAAGCCGGCUUCAACCGAACUGUCAAACCUGUCACCUGGUGUGGUUUGUUUUGGUAAAUAGAAGAGCGGCGGACAGGAACCGCGAGGAGUAGCCGCAACAGCACUUUGCACACAGGCUUGCUAAAAUGUUAACCAAGUUACUUCCCAGACUUUCCGGCAAAUUAUGCGAAACAACCAUCAACAAGUACGGUGGGCAGUACAUCAGUGUGUGCUACGCCCACAAGGCAGCCGUCCUGCGCGAAGCCGGCAAACCCGUCGCACUGGAAACGGUGAAAAAGAACGAGAAGCUAAAAAACGAUGAGGUGCGCGUUAAGGUACACUAUUGCAGCCUCAACACUACGGACGUGAAAAUCAUUGCCGGAAAGCAUGCGGAGCUAAACGUGCCCUUGCCGUUCAUCCCCGGACACGAAUUUUCCGGCGAAAUUGUCGAAAUCGGCCAAGACAACCCGCACCAUUUCAACCGGGGCGAUCGGGUGGUGGUGAUGAACGAUCUGCAGGACCCGAAUGGGGGCCUCAUCUCGGAGGCGGUCGUAAAAAAUCGAGACGUCUGGACCGUACCGCAGUCGGUGCCGCUCAAAGAAAUGGCCGUCCUGCCGUACGGGCACGGUACCGCGCUGCUAACGUUCGCGCUGCACUGCAAUUUGAAGGAAAACGAUCUGAUACUGAUAACGGCCGGCCCGGCCGGUAUGGGACUGGCUGCGAUCGAUCUGGCGGUCAGCGUGUACAAAGCGAAGGUGAUUGCCGUGUGCGACACGGAGAGCAGCUCCGAUCUGGUGCGGCAGAAGGGCGCCCACAAGGUGGUCAGCAUGACGAAGAACAACUACACGAAGCUGUACAAGAACGUGCAGGACGCGAUGGGCGACAAGAAGGCGAAGCUGGCGUACGAUGCGGUCGGCAAGGGGUUGCUGCAUCUGCUUGCUGACUUCGUUGAACCAACCAACGGACAGCUCAUCUCGGUGGAUCCCUUCUUCAACGCGUCCAAAUUCCCCACCGAGGUGCCCGAAUUCGAGCGCCCGAAGCGAAAGGAAAAGGAGGGCAAACCGGACCAGGACCAGGAAUCGAAGGCAAAGCUGAUCCAAAACGUUCGCCACUUCGAUCUGUACGAGUAUCCGGAUGUCGAUACGUACCGGCAGAUGAUAGCGGACACGAUCGAGAUGCGCUCGGAGGGUAUGAUAGCGGGACAUAUUAGCAAAAUCUUUCCGCUGGCCAAAAUCCAACAAGCGAUCGAGUUCAUACAGCAGAAACAGUGCACGGGCAAGGUGCUGAUCGAUGUGCAGUGCCCGGAUGAGGAUGACUGUCCCGAGGGGAAGGACAAGAAGGAUAAGAAGAGUAAGGAGGGGGAUGGAGAGAAGAAGAAAUCGAAAGAUUAGAUAACGUUUAGAGGUUGGGUUUGAAAAGAGGGGGAUUUGGAGGAUAUGCAUUUGAGCAUUUUCGUUACACGGUAGGAGAAGGGCAAUCAUUUUCAUUGUACUUACCUCAUCUACUAAUUUUGCACUAUUUUUGAGCUUGAGUUUCGAAGGAAGAAAUCCUAAAUUGAUAUAGUCAUUAUACACUUAUUGUUGCAGAUUUAUAUAGUUCCCCAGGUUCACUAGCAUUUUCCAUUUGCUGCUGCAAGUUACUCUAGUUAUGCUGAUCCUUUGAAAAUAUUUAUUCAUUUCACAAAAGAAA